UAUCAGCCAAUCAGCGUCCUCCUGGACUCCGCGGCGGAAAUUAACAACCAAUAGUAAAGCCACAAAGCUGCCGCCGACGUUCACAGCGCAUCCAAUCAGCUCUUUGUCAGAGUCCUCUUUACGGAAAAGCGACCAAUCAGACGCCUGUCUGGACCCCACGGCGUGAGCUGCCGGCCAAUGAGCUGUCUGUCGGGAUGCACCCAGGGAGCGAUCGUCUGCUAGGCCCAAUCAUCGCCUCAGUGCCGCCUGCCGGUGCCGGGGACUGGUGGUAAAGGAUUCGCAGCAGCGCGCGAGGACCGGACCGUGAACCCGGAGACGGUACACACUGAGGCGAAAGCAAAGACACAGGAUGGAGCAGAUGUCAGAGGAGGCGUUGAGGCUAAACCUGCUAAAACGAGGCCUGGAGUCGCCCAGCGAACGAGAGGAGGCGCUAGCUAAGCGCCUGAAAAUGGAGGGCCACGAAGCCAUGGAGCGUCUGAAGAUGCUAGCGCUGCUGAAACGCAAAGAUCUCGCCGACUUGGCCGCCCUAGAAGUGGCCGGUCCUCUGGGAGACGGGAAGGGCCCCGGCGCUAGCACGCUCCACCACCAGAGCUUGAUGGGCGCCGCUUACGAGGAGAAGCUCAACGGGAGUCUGAGACUGGGAGGACACGGGGGCCACGUCGGACCGAGUAAGAAUGGGAAGGAGAACAUGCUGGAUGAGCCGGUGGAUAUGAGCGCUGGGCGGAGAUGCGACACGGACCACGACAGGAGAACUCCUUCCCCGGACGUCAUCAUCCUAUCGGACAACGAAGCAUCCAGUCCCAGAACAACGCCUCGCCCGGAAGAGCGUCUGAGCCACGCAAACCUGGAGAUGUUCAGGGGCAAGACGGGCGAGGAGAGGCAGCAGAUGAUCAAAGCCCUGAGAGAGGAGCUGCGUUUGGAGGAGGCUCGCCUCGUGCUGCUGAAGAAGCUCCGUCAGAGUCAGAUGCAGAAGGAGAACGUGGUGCAGAAGGUACCGGUGGUCCAGAACGCCGCCACGUCCGGCCAGCCUCCUUCCAUGCACGGCUCCCCUGGCUUGGGCAAACUUCCGGUACGACCAGGCCUCCACAAUCCGGAACCGCAGAACCUCCGCACUGCACAGGGUCACACGGUCAUCCGAUCAGGAGCCAACGCCAAUCUGCCGCCAAUGCUCAUGUCACAGCGGGUGAUAGCGCCCAACCCCGCCCAGCUGCAAGGCCAGAGGCUCUCCUCCAAGCCCGGAAUGGCUCGCUCCAGCAGCAUGGGCAACGCCGUCAGCUACCAGCAGGCCAGCCAGCAGGUGGCGGCGUCGCGCUCGGGCUCCAGCGCCAUGUACAUGAACCUGGCGCACAUGCAAGCGGCGGCGGGGGCCAGCGGGGUGGCGGGCGGCCUGGGCGGAGCCUCGGCCGUCAGUCCGUCCACCUUGUCCGGCUCGGCCAGCGGAGGCGUGAACUCCAUGGCCGACCAGGCCAGCAGCCAGGCCGCCGCAAAGCUGGCCCUGAGGAAGCAGCUGGAGAAAACGCUGUUGGAGAUCCCGCCGCCGAAACCCCCCGCCCCGCUUCUUCACUUCCUGCCUUCGGCCGCCAACAGCGAGUUCAUCUACAUGGUGGGCCUGGAGGAGGUGGUGCAGAGCGUCCUGGACAGUCAGGGUAAACUCCGGGGGACGCUUUCCCGUAUGGAGCCCUUCUUCUGCGCUCAGUGUCGAACUGACUUCACCCCCCACUGGAAGCAGGAGAAGAGCGGACGGAUUCUCUGUGAGCAGUGCAUGAUGUCCAACCAGAAGAAGGCUCUGAAGGCAGAGCACACCAACAGGCUGAAGAACGCCUUCGUGAAGGCCCUGCAGCAGGAGCAGGAGAUCGAACAGAGACUGCAGCAGGCGGCCCUCUCGCCCAGCUCCGCCCCGAGCGGCCCCAACGCCUCCAAGACCGACUCCCUGAUUCGACAUCACGCUCUGCGCCAGACUCCCCAGCCUCAGGCCUCCCUGCAAAGGGGUCUGUCCAACUCGGCGCGGGGCGUCCUGUCCAACUUCGCCCAGGCUUCCCAGCUGUCGGUGGCCAGCAGCCUGAUGGGAAUGAGCAGUGGGAAGCACUGCGGGAGCGCCGGAGGCAACAGCGGAAGCGGCAACAGGCUGCAGCACGACAGCCGUCGGCAGAUCUACAACAUCCCAGGGUUAAACAUCGCCUAUCUGAACCCCGCCGCCGUGGGCGCCCACAAGAACUCCAGCUUAGCGGACCGCCAGAGAGAGUACCUGUUGGACAUGAUCCCACCUCGAUCCAUAUCGCAGUCCAUCACCGGACAGAAAUGAGCCCGACGGCCGACCCCCACCUCCGCCCCCCCGUCAGAGGACGCCUGGCCUUCGCCUCGCCGCGGGCCCUUAUCGUCCUACCCCACGCUGAAGCACUCCGACGUCGGCCAAUAUAGCCCCUCCCCCCCACGCCCCGUGCCCCCCAGGCCCCACCCAUCGCAUGCAGUGCCUGUCCAUGUGCCUACCUUCAAACCGAACCCAUGGAAAAGCCGCCAGGUCACGCAAAGACAAUAAAAUGUCAGCGCAUUUCAAAUUUUAGCCACAUAGUGAAAUUCUUCUUCCCAUUAUUAGCACUAUUAUUAUUAUUAUUAUUAUUAUUAUUAACGCUUUCUUUUUGCUUCCAUUACUAUUACUCAUUAUGCUUUUUAUUUUGACGCGUAUUCUUUUGAUCUGUCAUUCCUUAAUGGAGGAAAAUGGCGGUGAAUCAUUUUUAGGGUCACUUUAGACCUUUUUUUUUUUUUUUGUAUGAAGCUUGGAUUGGAGUCACGCUAGUAACAGAAGAUCAGCAGGGUGCAUUCUGGUUACUAUGCAACUUGAAAGCUUUGUAUUCAACGCCAUAGGAACGUUUUCCAGGUGGAGAAUCCGGGAAGUCCGGGUCAUGUCCAGUUGCUCUUCUAAAAAAAAAAAAUAAAAAAUGGAUGAAGAUGUUUGUAAAAGAGUCGAGGUUCUGAAGACCUUGAAGAUCACCUCACACGGAGAAUAUUCUAUUCCAUCCCCCUCUGCCAGCAUCGCCGCUCAUCAACUGGAAAUGACUUUAGCACCGCCCACUUGGCUCCAGAUUCCCAUUUUCCCUGCCGUUAAUGGAUGUACACACGGGACGGCUCCGGGGGGCCUGUCAGGAUUUGGGGAUCUUUCUUUGCAAGCCACGAACUUGUCCCUGCCCCCCCCCCCCGGAUUCAGAGCGAGGAAGACGACCGACGCCCCAACCUACCCGCUUCCAUCUUCCCAACCACACCGCCCUUAAACUACCUUUGGUUAUGCAGAGACCGGAUGCUUCCCACCCAGCACCAAACCUUCCCUGCAAAAAAAAACGGAACUCCGGAAAGGUGGAAGCACAUUUUUUUUGUGCAGACGAACACAUAAACUUUGAACUCUGGAUCAUUUUGCUUACGUUUGGAUUUAGAUUUUCCGAUUCUUAGCCGCCACCCCCCCCCCCCCCCCCCACCCCCACCCUACCCCCACCUCUGAAAUACUCCUUUUUCCUAUUUUUUUUUUUUUUUUUUUUGGGACUUUUUUUGCGGCGUCUCUUCUUGAAAUGUUGGCGUACCUGAGAGGUAUUAGCCUUCUGGAGACGAUAAUAAUCAAGAAAGCUAAAAACAAAAAAAACAAACUAUUGAGAAUCUGUAUGGAUUAUGUAUAGAUACCUAGCGUCAGAGGCGGGAAAAACAAAGGAUGUGGAUUAUAUCUUUUAUGGGAGAGACAUGGAUCAAUCAUUGUGUGCAUGAUCUGCGCACAAGUUGCCUCACUCCAGAGGAGCACUUUGCAUAUUUCCAAUUGGAAAAAAAACAAAUCUUUUUUUUUUGUUUUUUUUUUUUAAAGAGGAAAAGAAUGUUACAAUAAGAGUCUCUUAAGGUCUGGAAGCUGGCUGAUGGCCGAUUAGAGAGUCCCAGGUUGUCCCAGGUUGUCCCAGGUUGUAUGGUUUACUUCUUCAUGUGCUUUUGUGGUUUUUCACCUCUCAAUGUUGGACCUCAUGUUGCAUGUCGCUGCUGAUGGAGAAGCAGGAGGACGCUCACAAACCUCCCAAGUUUACACUCCUGGUCUUUGGACCAAAGCUGAUUUUCAAGAUGGAUUCUGGCUGGUGAGAAUCCAGUUACUUCCCCCGUUUUCCACUGCACGGUGUCCUGGAUCCAGACACGUUGAAAACAAACGAUGGUGGGCAGCCGUCCAUCCUUUUUGUCACACUGAUUGGUUGGUCGGUGGGGGCGGCAUCCGAAGUCAAGAAACCCAGACUUCCUUCCACCCGGCGACUCGCUUGGCCGAUACUGGCGAGUUCCCGGGGCCGGUACUGGUGAGUUGCCGGGGCCGGUGCUGGUGAGUUCCAGGGGCCGGUGCUGGUGAGUUCCAGGGGCCGGUGCUGGUGACUUCCCGGUGCUGGCGAGUUCCCGGGGGCCGGUGCUGGCGAGUUCCCGGGGGCCGGUGCUGGCGAGUUCCCGGGGGCCGGUGCUGGCGAGUUCCCGGGGGCCGGUGCUUGGGUGACUUCCCGGGGGCCGGUGCUUGGGUGACUUCCCGGGGGCCGGUGCUUGGGUGACUUCCCGGGGGCCGGUGCUUGGGUGACUUCCCGGGGGCCGGUGCUUGGGUGACUUCCCGGGGGCCGGUGCUUGGGUGACUUCCCGGGGGCCGGUGCUUGGGUGACUUCCCGGGGGCCGGUGCUUGGGUGACUUCCCGGGGGCCGGUGCUUGGGUGACUUCCCGGGGGCCGGUGCUUGGGUGACUUCCCGGGGGCCGGUGCUUGGGUGACUUCCCGGGCCAGCUGAGAGAUCUAGUGUCUCCAAUCUGUCCUGGGUCUUCCCCAAGGUCCUGGGUCUUCCCUACCGGGAUUGGACGUGUCCUGAACACCUCCCCAGGGAGGUAUCCGGGAGGCAUGCUGACCAGAUGCCCAUAGGUGGGGGUCGUAACGUAAAUCGAACAGUAAGUUGACACCCUGCAGUGGAAAAUGGGGGGGGGUACCUGGCCAUGUUAUAUACUGUACUGGUAUACUGGAGUCGCUGGGGAUGUCUUUUUAUAUAAGUUCAUUUAACAGUGUUCAAGUCCGACCCCUUACACACCCAUACAGCCCAACUAAGCUGAGCUUGCACCCCCCCCCCUACACGCUUGGUAGAGCAGUUUUUGAAUGAUAUGCUGUUCUUUUUCUUCUUCUACUUUGGACAUAACAUAAACAAAUUUAGACUGAAUCAGCAGCGCCUCUGCUGGUGGCAGCCAAGUAUUGCGCUCUAUUAUUUUGCCUCUGUUGCCAUACAUUAAGUCAUUUUGCCCGGUCUUGUACACAGAAGGUUAGCAUAGCAUAGCAUAGCAUGUGUUACGCUGUAGUGCUUAACAAAGAACAUACACACGUAUGACAUAGUAAGAUCUUUAGCCAAAAGGAAAAGCAUUUUGUUCAUUUUGGAAAAAUGUCCAGAAAAACUACAAAGAUUUUUGUUUCCAUGGCAACUUACUAACACUAUACUAUUUUGAAGUUAAAUAAUUUUUUGAAAGGUUUAAGGCAGUUCUGUUAAGCACUGUAGCGUAUUGAUAUCAAAGCGGCACCCGUAUCGCUCCAUUUUCCUGUAUGUGUUGUACACCCUAGCAUCGCAAUAUAAUAAUAAUAAUAAUAAUAAUAAUCAUACUAUUCCAGCAUGUGUACCUGUUUGUGGCGGCACAUACAGCGAGUGUUUCUCCACGCAGACGAGGGGGGGUGAUGAUGAUGACGACGACGACGAUGAUGAUGAUGAUGAUGAUGAUGCUUGAACAAUCCAGGCCGUGACUGGGUCACAGCGUUCCAGCCAGUUGGAAGUCUGAAACUACCUAAAAAAUAAAAAAAAUAAAAAGGUGUCAAGUUGAAACUUGGACAUCUGUUUUCUGCUGCGUCUUAAGUGGAACACUUGCGUCAGUGCACUUCAGUAAGUACACUGUGUACUUACUUGUUAAGUUUUGACAGCGGCGAGCGUUACGUCCUUACCAACGAUGACGAUGGCAAUAUUUACGUCUUUCUCCCUUUUAAUGCUGAAUUGCAACCACUUGAUUUAGCCCCUCCCCUUCCGUUACGUAGCCACUUAAGCAUGAAAAGACUAAGUACGCACAUGUACAAUUUUGCAAGGAAAAGUAUGCAAUGUGCACUUAUGCACUCAAUAGACUACAAGUGUUAUGUUAAGUAUGUUAGUGUGCAUUUAUGCACUCAAAAAGACUAAAGUGUAAGAACGGCAGUUUCCACUUAUGAACUGAAAAGACUAUAAGUAUUCAAGUACACAAACUAAGUACACAAGUGUGCACUUAUGCACUCAAAAAACAAAGUGUAAGUAUUCCAGUCUGCACUUAUGCACUCAUAAGACUAAGUGUAUAUACGGCAGAGUACACUUAUGCACUUAGAAGGCUAGACAUAAAUAUGUCUCUGUGCACUAACUCAAAAGUACACAAUAGUGCACUGAAAAACUAAUUACGCCAAUGUCCACUUAUGGACUAAAGUACGCAUGUGUGAAAUUAUGCACUUAAAAAAAUAAAUAAAUGUAAGUAGCCCAGUAUGCACUUCAGCACUCACAAGACUAAGUGUAAGUACGCCAGUGUGCGCUUAUACACUCAAAAGACUAAGUGUAAGUAUACAAGUGUGCACUUAAGCCCCCAAAAGACUAAGCGUAAGUAGUCCAGUAUGCACUUCGGCACUCACAAGACCCAGUGUAAGUACACAUGUGUGCCAAGUAGGCCAGUAUGCACUUAUGCCCCCAAAAGACUAAGCGUAAGUAGUCUAGUAUGCGCUUGUGCACCCAAAAGACUAAGCGUAAGUAGUCUAGUAUGCACUUGUGCACCCAAAAGACUAAGCAUUAGUAGUCUAGUAUGCACUUAUGCCCCCUAAAGAAUAAGCGUAAGUAGUCUAGUAUGCACUUGUGCACCCAAAAGACUAAGCAUUAGUAGUCUAGUAUGCACUUGUUAACCCAAAAGACUAAGCAUUAGUAGUCUAGCAUGUACUUGUGCACCCAAAAGACUUAAGUUUAAGUAGUCCAGCAUGCACUUGUGCACUAAUAAGACUAAGUGCAAGUACGCCAGUGCACCAAUUAAGACGCAGCCUUAGUUUGUUUGUAGAAAGUCAAUCAGAUGUCCCUUUAUCCAAGCAGUCGGGUGUAUUUUUUGUGUUUUUUUUUUUUUUUGGAAUGUUUUACUCCCACUCAGCAGUUUUCCAGCCUCGGUGAAGUGAAACGAAAGAAAGAAGAAAAAAAAAAGCUCCUGUCUGUUUCUCUGGCUCUUUUCCUCCACAGACUUUUCUCUUUGGACUUUUAUUUGCUCUUUUCCUUUCUGAUGCAGUUUGCAGGAAAGACGUAUUAAGUGAGCUAAAGGACGGGAUGUUUGCUAGGACUUGUACAUAAGCAUUUUCCUCCCUUGUACUGAAAAAAGAACUUCAAUGGUUGUAUAUUGUGUAGAAAAGCAAACAAAAAGCCAUGAAUAUUGUGAAGCUUGUCAUUUCGUUUUGUGAUCACUGUGUAUUAUUGUGUAACAAAUGUGCAAAACGUUUGGGAUUCUUUUUUUUUUUUUUUUGGCAUUCUUCCGGUAGAGGAUGCUUUGGGUUGGUGCACUUAAGUGUGCGCUGCUUCAGACGGACGGGGUCUGCAUGUGUUUACAUUGGAUUAUCUGGGAGUGACUUAGUUUGCAACUAACUGUUUAGUUCCGAGUAUUGUAGUAUUGUCAAGUAUGGAAGGCAAUGACAACAGUGGUGUCCAAAGUGCGGCCCCGGGGCCUUUUUUUUUUUUUAUUGAUCUGCAUCUUAUUGUAAAAAUACAAUGACAAAAAGAGCAAGUUUCGAGUUUCACUGACUCACGGGUACGCGACAAAGACUCAAGUUUAAUUGACUCAUGGGCUGAUGACGAUAUUUGAGUUUGAUUUUGUACGACUCAUGGGUUGACGAACACUUGAGUUCCACCGAUUAACGGGUGUGCGACAAAGACUCGAGUUUCACCGAUUCACGGGUGUGCGACAAAGACUCGAGUUUCACAGACUCACGUGAGCGCGGCACAGAAUCACGUUUCACUGACUCACGGAUAUGACGACGACUCGAGUUUCACUGACUCGCGGGUGCUUGACGAAGACUCAAGCUUCACUGACUCACGGAUAUGACGACGACUCGAGUUUCACUGACUCACGGGUGCUUGACGAAGACUCAAGCUUCAUUGACUCAAGGAUUGAUGAACACUCGAGUAUCACUGAUUCACGGGUGUGCGACAAAGACUCGAGUUUGACAGACUCACGUUAGCUCGACACAGAAUCACGUUUCACUGACUCACGGAUAUGACGACGACUCGAGUUUCACUGACUCACGGGUGCUUGACGAAGACUCAAGCUUCAAUGAUUCAAGGAUUGAUGAACACUCGUAUCACUGAUUCACGGGUGUGCGACAAAGACUCGAGUUUCACAGACUCACAAGUGCGACACAGAAUCACAUUUCACUGACUCACGGAUUGACGACGACUCGAGUUUCACUGACUCACGGGUGCUUGACGAAGACUUCGAAGUUUUGCAGACAACAAAGACGACUCAAGGAUUGAUGAACACUCAAGUAUCACUGAUUCACGAGUAUGCGACAAAGACUCAGGUUUCACUGACUCACGUUUCUCUGACUCACUGAUUGACAAACACUCGUUCCACUGACUCACAGGUCCAUAACAAAGACUCGGGUUUCAGUGACUCACCGGUUGACGAACACUUGAGCGCCAUUGGUUCAGAGGCUGACGAAGAUUCGGGUUUGAGUUCAUGUGUGUCGUGCCAGGAACCGGAGUACCCUGAAACAGGAAAGAGGAUUCAGAUUGACGAACAUGAUGACUUUAUGAGCCACAUGUUUAUGUUCUUCACGUUUGCGUUGAUAAAAGACGCCAAAACCAAACUAAUAUCCUGUACAUCAGGCCGAUACUAAAAUCGCGAUACUACCAUUAUGAAUUUUUGUAGUUUACAAUAAAAGUCACAAACGGCCCCCAGGCCGCACUUUGGACACCAUUGCUUGACAAGAACUUGAUUUUGGAUGUUACUGAUGAUAAUGAUGAUGACGACAACAGAAGCGGUUCCUGUGAUGGAGCUGAAAGCAACGCACACUUUUCCCGCCAACACCGGCGUCCUCUGCUGUGAUUGGCUCUUUCUCUCCUUUUUGGCAAAUGACGAAACGGAGCGGAGAUGAAUCGACAUCCUUUUUUUGUGUGUGUUGUUUGUUUGCUUUCAUCAAUCCUGACCUUUUGCACAUACUUGAUAUUUAACGGUCUUCAAAAAAAAAACAAAAAAAAAAAGUCAAUGAAAAUAAUGCUGUUUGAAUACUGCCAGUUGAUUGACAAUUAUGCAUUGAUUGAAAAAAAUAAGCUAAUUUUGGAGGAAAUAACUUUGUAAUAUUUAUCUUGCAAGCUAUGUUUAAUAAAGGUUGAAACAAUUUGCUUCCAAGUGUGACUUCUGGUACCCAAAAACAUUUUUAGCACUUUUAUUCUCUUAACCUGUUGAAAGAAUGUUGUCUUUUAGUACGUCAUCACUUCCUGUUUCAGGCUGACAACGUUCCCAUUGAAAAUGAUUGGAAAAUAUCGACUACUUCCAGCAUUCCAACCUCAUUCACAGCAUCAAAACAUUCCGUAUAACUAUUUUCCACAGCCCAGAAAUUCCCGCUUUUCCCUCUAAUAAUGUUAAAAUAGGUUUUCUUAUCUGAAUAUAGCUUUUAACAUUA
Doryrhamphus excisus (bluestripe pipefish) is the source of this 9676-nucleotide messenger RNA. It is a transcript of the gene gatad2b, whose product is annotated as GATA zinc finger domain containing 2B. The record is from RefSeq and is a predicted model, not a curated record. Gene Ontology annotation, cellular component: NuRD complex. NCBI's taxonomy places the organism in Eukaryota, Metazoa, Chordata, Actinopteri, Syngnathiformes, Syngnathidae. Gene Ontology annotation, molecular function: zinc ion binding; sequence-specific DNA binding. Gene Ontology annotation, biological process: negative regulation of transcription by RNA polymerase II.